Ylistrum balloti is the source of this 5483-nucleotide messenger RNA. Its product is annotated as RNA polymerase II subunit A C-terminal domain phosphatase-like. The record is from RefSeq and is a predicted model, not a curated record. Bases 1 to 2451 code for a protein of 816 amino acids. The transcript has 6 exons. Gene Ontology annotation, cellular component: nucleus. Lineage: Eukaryota; Metazoa; Mollusca; Bivalvia; Pectinida; Pectinidae. Gene Ontology annotation, molecular function: RNA polymerase II CTD heptapeptide repeat phosphatase activity.
AUGGAGUCCUCCAGGAAAGUUUGCGCUCCACGAGAUUGCUCUAUAAAGAUAGCGAAAUGGAAAGUUAGAAAAGGAUACAAAGUUUCACACGGCGCUGUUUUAUGCACUUAUGAUACAAGUAAUGCGAAGGGACUUAAAAUAAAGGCAACCGAAGUUGGAACGGUUGUUGACAUCUUAGUCAAAGAAGGGGAACUCUUGGAGCCAGGCUGUCCUCUGAUGCAGCUACAGUCAUGUACCCACCCUACUGUGAUGAAGGACAUGUGUGCUGACUGCGGUGCGGAUUUGAGAGAACAAGCUGGUUUGGCGGGAGAUCGACGGGCCCCAGUUUCUGCUUCUGUGGCAAUGAUCCACAGCAUCCCUGAAUUGAUUGUCAGUGAGGAGCAAGCUCUGGAACUUGGGAAAGCAGAUGAAGACCGACUUCUGAAGAACAGGAAACUAGUCCUUCUGGUUGAUCUUGAUCAGACGCUUAUUCAUACGACCAAUGACAAUAUCCCAGCAAAUCUUAAGGGUGUUAAUCACUUCCAACUUCCCCAUGGCAAUUCUCAGAUGUGGUACCAUACACGUAUUCGUCCUCAGACUCUGCAAUUCCUGGAAACUGUCUCCAAGAUGUAUGAGCUACAUAUCUGUACAUUUGGUGUUCGUAUGUAUGCUCACACUAUAGCUCGCUUCCUUGACCCAGAGGGAAAGUUCUUCUCACACCGCAUCCUGUCAAGGGACGAAUGUUUCAACCAAAACUCAAAGACAGCAAAUCUGAAAGCCUUGUUUCCUUGUGGUGAUUACAUGGUGUGUAUCAUUGAUGAUAGAGAAGACGUAUGGAAUUUCUCCCCAAACCUGAUUCAUGUGAAGCCGUACAGGUUCUUUCAGGGCACUGCUGAUAUUAACGCCCCACCAGGAAUGACAAAGACAGAGAAAGACAGUGAGCCCAUAACACACACGGUCAGGAAAGUGUCUAAGUCAGAUUCUAGGGAGGAAAAGGAAGGCAGUAAAAAAGAAGAGACAGAUGAAGAUCAAAAAUGUGUAGAUUAUAAGGAUGCAAAGGGAGAUAAUCUUUCAAAGGGUAGUAAUUUAAAGUCAGCUGAGUCAGAACUGAAAACCACAGAUGAAAAUCCCAAGUUGGAGGGUGACAUUGAAGUGACAUCUGGUACAGAUGGCAGUCAAAUGUCUGAUGGUAAUAAUGUAACAAAAGAAGGUCAAUCAAAUUGUGAAACAUCACAACAGAUAUCCAUGGAAACAGGUGACACAAAAGAAGGUACAAAAACCAGUGAUGAUAAAAAAGAUGUCAGUAAAAAAGAAACUGAUAGUGAAAAAGACAAAGCUGAAAAGAACAAUGGCAGCAGUAAACUUGAGGAGGAUGAGAACAAAAAUGAAGAAAUAGAAUGGGAUGAUGAUGAUGACUAUCUCCUGUACCUAGAAGAAAUUCUGACACGGAUCCAUAAGGCCUUCUAUGAUCUAUAUGAUCAACUACAGAAUAAGACUGUCAAAGACAAAACUGAUUAUCCAGACCUCAAAAACAUUAUCCCUUAUGUCAAACGAAAGGUGCUAAAGGGCUGCAACAUAGUAUUCAGUGGUGUUUUCCCCACCAAUAUGCCCCCAGAGAAAAGCAGGGCUUACAUUGUUGCUAAAGCUUUGGGGGCAAAUAUUCAAACAAGAUUCAUACCAAAAGAAGGAAACAACACUGAUGCAACCACACAUGUAGUUGCAGCCUUGCUUGGCACAGUUAAAGUGAGGACUGCUCAAAAAGCUAAAGGAGUGUAUAUUGUUACGCCAAAUUGGCUGUGGAGUUGUGGGGAGAGGUAUGAGAGGGUAAAUGAACUGUUAUUUGAGCUGACAGCGACAGGUUCUUCCUCUUCUCGCAAUAGUCCAGAAGUUUUCAAUCAAAAGUCGAGAAAUUCCAAACGUAAAGCUGAGGACAGUGAGGAAUUAUCCGAUGAGGAUGUUAUAAAACAGUCUGGGAAAAAAUCCAAACCAGCUGAUGCUAUCAGCAGUAGAAAAGAGAGAUUUUCAGCGAGUUACAAUCCCCUCUAUUCCUUUUCAGAUGAUGACAUAGCUUGUAUGGACAAGGAGGUGGAGGAAAUCAUGGAUGAGACUGAUGACGAUGAAUCAGAUGAAGACGACGAUGAAAGGGAUGCAAGGUUUCGUUCUAAAGUGUUGAGUUCAGAAUCUGCUCAUGAGUCAUCAAGUGAGGAAAGUAUGACAGGUGAUUUUCCGAGAGGAUGGAAGUCUAAGGACAGGAAAUCAACCUCUAAUGAAAACAGUCCAUCUCAUGAUAAGGAUCCUGAUGAUAGGUAUCAUGAUGGAGGUGAAGAAAGUGAGAAUGAACUUGAGAAAUUUGAAAAGACAUUGGAGGCCUUUGCUGAAGAUAGUGCUAGUGAAUCAGACUAUGGCGAAUCUAUUGGGUCUGUUGAUGAUGAAAUGGCGGCUGCUGUAGAGAGGGAGUUCCUGUCUCAAUAGUUGCUAGCUGUUGGCCCCAUAGACAUGAAUUGUGAUAAAAAUAUUUCAUAUUAUCUACUGCCAUACAUGUGCUAAAAUUUUGUUUUCAUUAAUUUGAAUUGAAGUUCGUAUUUUUUCUUGAUGAAGAAGAAUUACUUUUUUAAUAUCCCUGACCUCUGGGUGCAUGACUCCUUGUUACACUGCCUUGUGUCAUGUGUCAGUUUGGCUUCUUGUUACAUAUUUGGAAAGUUGUGCCCCUUUGGGAAUGCAAUGAUGUACCAGCUAGUCCUAUACUGCUAAAUGGAUUUCAACGAGUUUUCAUGCAAUAAUCCUUAGAUAUUGCAAAUGUGUGUAAUCUAUAUCAAAGUGAGUUAUUUCCCCUUUCAAAAACUUAUGCCCCUUGUACCUAAAGUACUGAAUGGAUUAUAUAUAUCCCAUAUAUACCAUUUUAUAAUUCUACGAACAACUCUGGCGUGGUGGGUGGGUAUGAGUUGGCCACCAGACGACGGUUCCAGUUUGUUUUGAUAUAAUUCUCUUUUCUUUUGUAUCGUCAGAAAUUGUUUGAUUUAUUAUUACUGAUAUGAAGAGAGGCAGCAGUAAAAAUUUUGUCAGACAUCAUAUUUCAUACAUAAUUCAUAUACCUGGUAUCUAUGACAUCAAUGACAAUCUUACUUAUAACCUACUCCCCAUCAUUAACUAUGGAUAAAUAACAUGUCCUCCUUUAUUGGUUACCUAAUUUAUAUUGUUCUAUGUUGUUGCUUUAUUUCUUAAAUAACUGAGUGUUUAUAUAUAUUAAGUAGCUUGCUCAUUCCUAGGUUAUUCAAUUUGAAUAUCUUCCAUGAAUUACUAAAUAUUGAAGUGAAAAGAAAAUUUGUUUUCAUUCCUUGGUUAUUCAAUUUGAGCCGCUCAAUUUAAGUGAAAGGUUUUUUCCUUUUCCUUCAUUGAUACUACACAGGAAUUUUAUGGACCAUGUGUAGAUGUGCAUGCAUUUUUUAUUCAGCAGAAAUUCAGUUGUCAUUUUAGCCAGGUCAUUAUACAUGGGUCCAUAAGUGCUUAGGUCAGAUUUGGUGAAACUUGGUAAAAUUGUAGUAACUUAUGAUAUUUAUAUAUCGCAUGUCAGUGAUUAGUACUUUCCCUCAUAAGUUACUAAAUUCUGUUAUAUACAUGUAUAUUAGUGACUUGUUGCUUUGAUUUCUUAUUAGUUGCUAAAUAUUGUGUAUCCCCCUUUUUUAGGUCGCCUGAGCCGAAGGCUCAUGGUGACCUAUUGCCAUCAUGAUUUGUCUGUCGUCGUGCGCUAUGCGUCGUGUGUCGUUAACUUUUCACAUAUUCGACUUCUUCUUAAGAACCACUGAAUGGAUUUUGACCAAACUUGGCACAAAGCAUCCCCAUGGGAAGCCGCUUCAAGUUUGCGAAGAAAAAAAGCAUGGCCCCAAUAGGGGCCCCAGAAGGGGGAAAAAGGGGGUAAAAUUAGGUAAAUCUUUAAAAAUCUUCUUCUCAUGAACCAACAGUCAGAUUAAGUUCAUAUUUGAUAUUUAGGGUCCUUAUGGCAUGGUAUACAAAGUUUGCGAAUGAAAAAAAAUCUGGUAAAAAACGGACCCACUAGGGGGCGCUCAAAAGGGUCAAAAAUUCAACUUUGACCGAUUUCAAGCAAAUUUGGAAGACAGCAUCCCUUAUUGAAGGACAUAUGAAAUUAUGUUGAAAAAAGUGAUAAUGUCCCCUUUAGGGCCCGUAAGGGGUAUAAAAGGGGCCAUUUAUAAAAAAAACCUUCAUUAAAUGACUACUUCUCAAGAACCAGGGAAUGGAUUUUGACCAAACUUGGCACAAAGCAUCCCCAUGGGAAGCUGCUUCAAGUUUGCGAGGAAAAAGGGCGUGGCCCUAAUAGGGGCUCCAGGAGGGGGAAAAAGGGGGAAACUUGAUACAAAUGUUCUACACAAGGUCCUGGCAAGUGUUUUUUUUAACUUUUUUGGGGCGAUUCAAAAUCCAAGAUGGCCACCCUGGCCUCUGUUUGGCUAAGACAUUAUGGACUUCCUCUCAAGAACCAUUGGGUGGGUCAUGUUCAAACUUGGUACAGAUGUUUUACACAUGGUCCUGCACAAGUGUUGUUACAUUUUUGCAACAUGUUAAAAUCCCCAGAUUAUUGACAUAUAUUCCUCAGAUGACCGUUAAGGCCCCUUGGGCCUCUUGUUUUCUUUUUUUUCUUAUUUUUUUCAUUCUUGAAAUUUUUGAAACAGUACAAAUGAUGACAUUUUUAUUCCAUACUUCAAUACAUGAAUAAAAUCAUAUUUUUUUUCAUCCUUUCAAAAUAUUGGAAGCUUCAUUUACCUUAAAUACUAAAUAGCCAGUUGCAUGUACUUUACCCUUAUACAUGUAAAAUAAAGCAAAGCAGAAAUAUUAUUUCAAGAAAUGAAAAACAUAGUGCUUUACACUGUUUUUAGAGAAAGAAAAAGAUAGAAUAUUGUGUAUUCUAAUGAGUACUAACACUAUUCCUUUUGUUUAGUGACUUUAUAUUUAUUUAUGAUGGUAAUAAUUAGUCCUGGUCAUAUCUUUUGAAUACAAUUAAUCUUGAUGACCUGGGACCACUGAUUAAUAAUAUUUAAUUGAUCACAUUAGACUUUCUUUUUGUAUACUGUAUACCAAGAUACUUUCGCUCCAGGUUAUUUUCACCCUUGUACCAUUAUUACACAAAUUCACUUCAUGUUCUUUUUGCCAUUUUGAGGGUUAUAUAAAAUGGUCAUGUAAGUGUAGCAAAUUUUUGCUCCAUCUUAAAGCUACCCUCCUUUUUAAUGGACAAAAAAAGCAAAAAUUAAACUGGGGUGAACAUUUCCUGGUACACAGUUUAUUUAAUGGAUGUCAGUUGACAGUUCAUUGGUUAAGCAGGUCCAAUAUCCUUAGUAAACUAUCAAACACAUCAGAUGUAAGUUUUCAAAUGUUAUGUUUGAAGUAGUAAUGUUUAUAAUUGUUGAUGUUUUCUAGAGGUAAAGUAACUUGUUACAUAAUGAUUUCCUGUCAACAAGACUUUGGCCAUAUUUUUGUAAUAAAAAAAAUUUUGAUCA